UGCUGUUAUACCUACAUUUAAUUCUCUGAUUCUUGCUCUUUAAAAAGAAAAUCAGUCACCUUUAUGAUGUAGAGUCAAUAACUCCAUCAACGCUUGAUGUCAAGCCUGUUUUGUCCCUCUCCGUCCAUCCCCGCCCCGCCUGCCAUACCUGUCAAUCCUGUCCUGCAGCACAUGAAGUGUGAUCGUCAUUCCGAUUCAUGAUCCUCAGUAGCUGAACACUCAGUCUUACAGCACAUGAAAUCACUUCAUGAAGGAGAAACUGGAAACACUGAAUGGAAGUUGAGGAAAAGUCGAUCAGUUUCAGUUCACAAGUGGACAAUGUGAGACAUCCCUCCAGCCAUGUGUGCACGGCUGGCCUUGACACGACCGAGACGAACAACGAUAGGUGUGGAAUUUGGCCCAGGCCGCUUGCUCGAACAUGGACCCUCAUGCUGCUGCUGGUCACCUGCCUGCUGCACUGGGCCCGGAUGGCCAUGCCGGUCUGCGCGGUUACAAUGGCGAAGCAGUUCGACUGGAGCAAGACAGAAACUGGACUGGUGCUGGGUUCAUUCUUUUGGGGCUACUGCUUCACACAGGUGGUUGGAGGGCAUAUCAGUGAUAGGAUUGGUGGAGAAAGGGUCUUGCUACUGUCCACCAUGUCUUGGGCAGCUAUAACAGCAAUCACUCCUUUUCUAGCCAACGUUGGCCUCCCCCCACUCAUCACCAUGAUGUUCGCCAGGUUCUUAAUGGGUGUGCUGCAAGGCGUUCACUAUCCCUCUCUCACGAGUGUCUGUGCCCAGCGUGUAGCUGAGGGAGAGAGAGGCUUUCUGAACAGUAUGUUAGGCUGUGGCUGCUACCUGGGGAUGCUGUUGGUUGGUGGGGUGGGCUCCAUCAUGUUGGAGUUGUAUGGCUGGGAAAGUGUGUUUUAUGGACCUGCUGUCCUUGCUGCAGUCUGGGCCUUCUGCGUAUGGAAAUGGCUACUUAGAGGACCAGUAAUCACAUUUGGCUCCUUGUGGAGUUCCCCUGUACCAACACAUCAAACUAAAGCCCUAAACGUAUCCUGGCUUCAUCUGUUUAAGCAGCCCUGUGUAUGGGCUAUGAUCUUUGCACAUCUUUGUUACAGCAGCACCUAUUACACCCUCAUGUCAUGGCUACCAACUUUCUUUAAAGACACAUAUCCUCAUGCAAAGGGCUGGGUGUUUAAUGUGAUUCCCUGGUUCAUGGCCAUGCCUUCUUCCCUGUUCGGUGGUAUUAUAUCAGAUCAUCUCAUCAGAGAAGGAGUCGACACUGUGACUGUCAGGAAAUCCAUGCAGUUCUGCUCGAUGGGCCUUUCGAGUGUGUUCACCAUCCUGCUGUGUAAAGCCACUGCCUUCCUACAUGCUAUAGUCUUUGUCUCAGCAGCCAUAGGCCUGUCCACCUUCCAUAACAGUGGCGUGGCAGUGAAUGUGCAUGAUUUAGCACCGUCAUGCGCUGGAGCUCUCUACGGUAUUAUGAACACAUGUGCUGCCUUUACAGGUCUGCUAGUGGUCUAUAUCUCCGGCUACCUGAUUGAGGUCACUGGGUCCUGGGCAAUUGUAUUCACUCUCCUCUCUCUGGUGAAUUUAGUUGGAAUCGCUGUGUUCAUUGCAUUUGGUAAGGCAAAGCGAUUGGACCAAGCGGAUCAGUCCGAAGUGGCGGAGACCUAAAUACAGUAUUGUUGUUUCAGUAGCGAAAAUGUACGAACUAUGUUGAAGGGUGUGAUGUUUAUAUAAUGUCAUAUAUAAACUUUGUAUUUCGCUGUUUUAUAUUGUGGUUUGGACUGAAUCCAGACUGAAGUUAAUGGUAACAGUGGCAAUAGUUUGUUAUUUAGAGUCAACAAACAUAUUGUUUGCAAUAUUUAUGAAGAGUUCAAUUACAGUGGCUUGCAAACACAUUUAUACCCCUUGAACUUUUUCAUAUUUUGUUAUUUUAUUACAACCACAAACUUAAAAAUUUUAUUGAGAUUUUAAGUGAUAGACCAACACAAAAUAGCACAUAAUUGUGAAAUGGAACGAAAAAUGAUACAUAGAUUUAAAAUCAAAAAAGUGUGACGUGCAAAAGUAUUCAGUAUCAAUACUUUGUAGAGCCACCUUUCACUGCAAUUACAGCUGCAAGUCUUUCGGGGUACAUCUCUACCAGCUUUCGACUGUGGUUUUCUUCUUGCCAGAUUUGUGGAGUGAAGAUUCUGUCGACAGAUUCUUCUUCGAGCUGUGGAUUUCUGCAGCUCCUCCAGAGUGACCAUGGGCAUCAUACCUGUGCGCAUCACACUUUUCAGAUAUAUAUUUUAUAAAACCUUUGAAAACAAUGUAUCAUUUUCAUUUCACUUCACAAUAAUGCGCUAUUUUGUGUUGAUGUAUCACUUGAAAUCUCUAUAAAAUAUAUUUACGUUUGUGGUUGUAAGGUGACAAAAUAUGAAAAAGUUUAAGGGGUAUGAAUACUUUUGCCACUCAAGCCACUGUAUAUAUAUAUCAGUGGCUUGAGUAUAUAUAUAUAUAUAUAUGAGUGGCUUGAGCCCAAAUAUAUCAGUGGAUAAUAUUAUAUAGCUGUAUUACAUACAGUUUUUCUGAGUUUGUUGGGUGGUGGCAGUACAGAGUCCUUCACAGGGGCUCUAAUUAAACCUUUUACCAGUGUUACCCUGCCAGCAACAACAACCCACUGCUUUAGAGGGGAUUAAAGACCCAUUAGAAUAACAUUUUACAUCCGAUUUAAAUUUCUUCUGGAAGAGGCAUGUAGGUGGAGUGUGGGACGUCUUUAAAUCUGCACAACAGCCAGGUGGUGAUAAAAAGAAAGAGCGUGAAAGAGAGAGAGAUCAAGCCUCCUCCUCUUAAGCUCCUACUGCUGAUAAUAAAACUAAGCAUGUUAGGUUGUUUAUUUGUAUAUUUUUUGUUGGAAAAAAUGAAUUAUAUAAAAGGUUACUUUUUGGUAACUUGUUUUUUUUUUACAUGAGCUGUAUUUUUUUAAUCUUUCUGGUGGAACAAAGCAAUAAUGUACCUAAGUGAAUUAAACAUUUUGUUUACUGUA
Messenger RNA from Astyanax mexicanus (Mexican tetra), 3018 nucleotides. RefSeq names its product solute carrier family 17 member 9a (gene slc17a9a). Gene Ontology annotation, molecular function: transmembrane transporter activity. Gene Ontology annotation, biological process: transmembrane transport. The transcript has 13 exons. The coding region runs from base 273 to 1664 and encodes 463 amino acids. The record is from RefSeq and is a predicted model, not a curated record. NCBI's taxonomy places the organism in Eukaryota, Metazoa, Chordata, Actinopteri, Characiformes, Acestrorhamphidae.